AUUAUUCAAACCGUUCAGUCGAAAUCUUUUCUUCAACCAUGAAAGUGUUCGUUUGUGGACUUGUCGUUUUGUGUGCUUUGGUGGCCCUCGGAAGUGCUGAUGAGGCGGUUCAUCUAGAGGAUGCCUCGGUACAGCAUGAACCGGCCGAUCGUGUCAAGCGGCAGUUCGGUGGUGGCCAUGGCGGUGGUUUUGGCGGCGGUCAUGGUGUACCGAAUCAUGGUGGACACGGAGGAUUCGGAGGUGGUCACGGCGGAGGUCACGGUGGUUUUAAACAGGGCGGCCAUGGUGGAUUUGGACACGGGCAAGGACACAGUUUCGGACACGGGCAUGGUCAUGGACAUGGACAUGGUCACGGCCAUGGACGAUAUUAAUUUUAUUAAUUUUUAAUAUAUAGUUAGAAAAUCGGAUAAA
This is a messenger RNA of Malaya genurostris, 411 nucleotides long. RefSeq names its product holotricin-3-like. The record is from RefSeq and is a predicted model, not a curated record. NCBI's taxonomy places the organism in Eukaryota, Metazoa, Arthropoda, Insecta, Diptera, Culicidae. Bases 39 to 371 code for a protein of 110 amino acids. The transcript has a single exon.